AUGUGCUCGAAAAUAAAUCACAAGCUGACUGCCAUAACAGACACCAAAGAGUUAAAAGAACUACAGAAGCUUUACCGCAAAGACUGGCCCAGGCACUGUGUUGGCUAUUUCUGGCUGGACAACUUUUUGCGUUGGCUGGAAAAGGAUGAGAAGCAGAUAGCAUUCUAUACACUGGACGAAGAUUGGCGAACCGAUGGACUCUUUCUUAUAGUCCAUCGUUAUCAACUCUUCUUUGCCAAUCUAAGUCAAUGCGGCACACAGGAGUUGCAGAUGGCACUCGAACUGCUGGACUGGUCCAGAGGCUAUAAAGUCAGUUCCAUAUAUGAGAGCCAUCACUUGUUAUAUAAACACAUUCUGAGCACUCUUGGUCUGAGCUUUGAACAGGAACAAAAGACGAUUAUGUAUCACCUGGAUUGUAAAAAGGCUAAGGCGCUGGAUAUGAGCUGUCCCGAUGGUUACUUUGUGCAGCCCCUGCGAUUGGAGCAUGCUGCAAUUAUUAACGAGCUUUGGUCAUCACGGCAUCGCGGAUCCCUGAAACUCAUACAGCUGCUCAUAAAAAAUAAUGCGAAUGUGGGAGUUUACAAGGACGACUCUAAAGAGCUGUGCGCCUGGUGCUUAAGACUGCAAAGCGGCUUCUUGGGCGCACUGGAGGUUCAGGGGCGAUAUAAACGGCAAGGAUUGGGUGCUGAAGUGGUCGGCGCUAUGGCCAAACGGAUAUCCAAUGAAUUGGAACAAGACGUGACAGCCUUAGUUUCGUUGAGCAAUAUAGCUGCUGCUAAAUUGUUUGAGAAGUUGGGGUUUACGCUGAGAACGGAUGAGCACUACUAUUGGUCGAUGAGCUUGCCCAAGAUAAAGGGCAACUACUGGCCUGAUAACUAAUAAGAUU
Messenger RNA from Scaptodrosophila lebanonensis, 886 nucleotides. RefSeq lists its product as uncharacterized. Lineage: Eukaryota; Metazoa; Arthropoda; Insecta; Diptera; Drosophilidae. The transcript is spliced from 4 exons. Gene Ontology annotation, molecular function: acyltransferase activity, transferring groups other than amino-acyl groups. Bases 1 to 879 code for a protein of 292 amino acids. The record is from RefSeq and is a predicted model, not a curated record.